Molecule: messenger RNA, 834 nt
Organism: Aureobasidium uvarum
Lineage: Eukaryota; Fungi; Ascomycota; Dothideomycetes; Dothideales; Saccotheciaceae
Source: the annotation of a GenBank genome assembly
AUGGGCAUGCAAUAUCAGCCCAUGUAUCCGACGGUCGACAACGAUACAAACAUGCAACCAUUCUUUGUGGGACCACCACAGCCACAGCCUCAGCCGCAGUUUUACGGGUUCCCUCCACCGACAGGAAGCUCUUUGGAUUCGGGAUAUGCUGGCGAAGACAUCAACCCCUUUGAGGACAAUGGCCUAUGUUCGGAACUCAAAAUGGACUAUGUGCAACACAUCGCUCCUGCAAUCCAAAGCUUCGACACAUUCGGCUACAUGACCAACGACCAGCAGCCAAAUAUUCCUGGUCAGCCUUUUGUGCCAGUCAACUAUUCUGGACCCUUCGCCCACAGCUUCGAGCCUGUCGAGCAGGACAUGAAUAUGUCGCAGAGCCCACCGACACCAACACUAGUUCCGGAUGAUGCCAUCAGCGUUAAAAGCGAGGAUAUGGCCUCGGAUGCCGCUUCGCCCAUGACCUUGACACACCCGAGAAGUCGGCUCCCAAAGCAGAACAAGAGACGCCCUAGCACAAUCAGACGAACGGCAACAGAGCCGUCGAUGGAAAUCCGGUCCGGCAGCAUACAGCGCACGGCGGCCAAGGAAGGUCGAGGACGAGGUCGAAAGCGAAUUCCUCACACAGCAGUGGAGCGUCGAUACCGUGAGAACCUCAAUACGCACCUGGAAAACCUGCGACAUGCGAUGCCGUUCCUACAGGCGGCUCAGCGCCGCAGGGCGAGCGAUGUCAAUGACCCCAUGAAGCCAAGCAAGUGCGAGAUUCUAAUAGGGGGUCUGGCAUACAUCAAGCGGCUAGAGUCUGAAGUCAAGGAAUUGAAGGAAAGACUAGGUGAAUGA